Molecule: messenger RNA, 1083 nt
Organism: Capronia coronata CBS 617.96
Lineage: Eukaryota; Fungi; Ascomycota; Eurotiomycetes; Chaetothyriales; Herpotrichiellaceae
Exons: 3
Coding region: 1-1083 (360 amino acids)
Biological process (GO): chromatin organization
Cellular component (GO): nucleus
Source: RefSeq, a predicted model, not a curated record
AUGGAGCCCAAGUCAGCGCCCUCCUCCGGCACCUCUACUCCCAGAGCGUUCACGAGCCAAGCCACCUCUGCAGAAGAACUCCUCAAAUCGCAGACUGUUGGUCUUGUCCACCUUGCCGAUUUUCGCAAACGUCGCGCCGAUGUGCUUGAGCAGAAGGAGAAGGAGGCCCGAGAAGGAUCUGGUGGUAUCCUGACGCCGGAUGUCGAGGACAGCGAUGGUGCCGUAACUCGUCGCGCCGAGCGACCCCUUAAGAAAAAGAAGAAAGUCCCGAAAGGCCUGCUAUCGUUCGGAGAAGACGAGGGUGAAGAUGAGAGCGCACUCGCAACCCCGGCUUCCAGAAGUCCAAGAACGUCUGCGGAGCCAUCACCUGAACCGCCAGCCAUCAGUCGAAAGUUGAUACCCAAUCCGAAGUCCGUCCUUCCACCUCCCAGAGUCCUGACAAAAGCAGCCAUCGCCGCAGAUACUGCAGCCAGAGAGAAAUUGAGGAGAGAGUUCUUGGAGAUCCAAGAGGCGGUUAAGCAGACGGAAAUCGCCAUUCCCUUUGUGUUCUACGAUGGUGCCAACAUCCCAGGCGGCACGGUCAAGGUCAAGAAAGGAGAUCACAUAUGGCUUUUCCUCGACAAAUGCCGAAAGCUGGGUGCGGAGCUGGGCGUGUCUGGCAGUGGAUUAAGUCUCAAAAGUAGAGAGGACAGCAGGAAGCAGUGGGCCAGGGUUGGAGUGGAUGAUUUGAUGUGCGUCAGAGGCGAGGUGAUUGUUCCGCAUCACUACGAGUUUUACUACUUCAUUGCAAACAAGAUCCCGGACCCGACCAGAGAAGGCAGACUUCUAUUCGAGUACUCUGGCACGGCUCCCAGGAAAGGGGAUGAAGAAGGCUCCUCCGUACUCCGUGCACCAGCAAAGGAGGAGUUGGAGGGCCAGAACGAUGAUCCAACCUUGACGAAAGUGGUGGACAGGCGCUGGUACGAGAGAAACAAGCAUAUUUAUCCUGCCAGCUUGUGGAAGGAGUUCAAGGCCGGCAAGGAAUUUGAGGAAUUGGCAAAGGGUCGCCGGGAUGCCCAAGGCAAUGCUUUCUUCUUUGGUUAA